AUGCAGCCACCACUGGAGAAUGAGUCCAUUGUCUUAGUAUUUACACUCUCUGGACUAAAUGAUAUGAUGGGAAACAGAUUUGUGUUUUUUUCUUUGACUGCAUUGUAUUAUCCAUUAAUUGUGUUUUGUAAUGUGAUUAUAAUUUACACUGUCAUCUCGCAUAAGAAGCUUCAUGAGCCAAUGUAUGUUUUUAUAUGUAAUUUGUGUAUGAAUGGACUUUUUGGGACAGCUGGAUUUUACCCUAAAUUCAUGUAUGAUUUAUUAUCCCAGUAUCAUAUGAUUUCCUUUGCUGGAUGCUUGGUUCAGAUAUUUGUAAUUUAUUCAUCUGUUCUGUGUGACUUUUCAACAUUAACAGUGAUGGCAUAUGACAGGUAUGUGGCAAUAUGUAGACCACUGGAGUAUCAUUCAGUAAUGACCAACCAGAGGAUUCUAGAAUGCAUCCUUUUCUGCUGGCUUUCUCCAUUUUUUUGCAUGUGCGUUCUAAUUGUAUUAACAUCAAGGCUAACCUUAUGUGGCUCUACUAUUGAAAAGCUAUAUUGUGAAAACUGGUCAGUUGUUAAACUCUCUUGUUUUUCUACAACAUUAAAUAAUGUGAUUGGGUAUGUAAUCAUUAUUAUAUAUUUUGGACAUGCAGUAUUGAUAUUUUGCUCAUACAUUCACUUGGUUGGAAAAUGCAGAACGUCAAGAGAGGGCAGAAACAAAUUCAUACAGACUUGUGUACCACAUCUUCUUGCAUUGCUCAAUGUGACUGCUGCAUUGCUGUUUGAUGUGCUGUACACCCGGUAUGGUUCGAGGAGUAUGCCACAAGAUUUGCGUAAUUUCAUGGCAAUGGAAUUUCUACUUGUUCCUCCCAUGUUAAAUCCUCUUAUUUAUGGACUAAAUCUGACAAAACUACGGAAGGAAGUGAUGAGGCUGUUUUUUAAAAACAAAGUAGAAGUAUUUGAAUAA
Molecule: messenger RNA, 948 nt
Organism: Labeo rohita (rohu)
Lineage: Eukaryota; Metazoa; Chordata; Actinopteri; Cypriniformes; Cyprinidae
Product: olfactory receptor 6N1
Exons: 1
Coding region: 1-948 (315 amino acids)
Biological process (GO): G protein-coupled receptor signaling pathway
Cellular component (GO): membrane
Molecular function (GO): olfactory receptor activity; G protein-coupled receptor activity
Source: RefSeq, a predicted model, not a curated record